This is a messenger RNA of Pteropus alecto (black flying fox), 1976 nucleotides long. It is a transcript of the gene MYBPHL, whose product is annotated as myosin binding protein H like. Gene Ontology annotation, molecular function: protein binding. The record is from RefSeq and is a predicted model, not a curated record. The transcript has 7 exons. The coding region runs from base 43 to 1368 and encodes 441 amino acids. Lineage: Eukaryota; Metazoa; Chordata; Mammalia; Chiroptera; Pteropodidae.
AGUGAAAAUCUGCCACUGGAGCCCAGCCUCGGGUGGCCCGGCAUGGAGGCAGCCACAGCAGCAGAGGUGGCCUCGGGACCCACGCUGAAGGUGAAAGAAGUCAGCCCAGCUGAUGCCGAAGAACUCCAGACUUCACCUCGACAGGGAGCCGGCAGCCCCAUUCCCCAGCUCCUCCUGUCCCCUAUAGAAGAGAACCCCAAGAUCUGGCUACCUCGGGCCCUAAGGCAGACCUAUAUCCGGAAGGUUGGAGACAUUGUGAACCUACUAAUCCCGUUCCAGGGCAAACCCAAACCUCGAGCCACUUGGACACAUAAUGGCUGUGCCUUGGAUGCCAGUCGUGUGAGCGUGCGGAAUGGGGAGCGGGACUCCAUCCUCUUCAUCCGAGAAGCCCAGCGUGCUGAUUCGGGUCGCUAUCAGCUCAGUGUGCAGCUGGGUGGGCUGGAGGCCACUGCCACCAUUGACAUCUUGGUGAUCGAGAGGCCUGGCCCUCCUCAGAGUAUCAAAUUGACGGAUGUUUCGGGCUCCAAUGCUACGCUGGAGUGGACACCUCCCCGAGACACAGGCAAUGCAGCACUCCUGGGAUACACGGUGCAGAAGGCCGACACAAAAUCUGGGCUGUGGUUCACGGUGCUAGAGCAUUAUCGCCGCACCAGCUGCACAGUCUCCAACCUCAUCGCUGGCAACUCCUAUGCAUUUCGAGUCUUUGCUGAAAACCAGUGCGGGCUCAGCGAGACAGCCCCCAUCACUGCCGACCUCGCCCACAUCCAGAAAGCAGCUACUGUUUAUAAGACCAAGGGUUUUGCCCAGCGAGAUUUCUCUGAAGCCCCAAAGUUCACCCAGCCUCUGGCAGACUGCACUACAGUCACCGGCUACGAUACUCAGCUCUUCUGCUGUGUCCGCGCCUCUCCCAAGCCAAAGAUCAUUUGGCUGAAGAACAAGAUGGAUAUCCAAGGUGACCCCAAGUACAGAGCCCUCACAAAUCUGGGAAUCUGCUCGCUAGAAAUCCGCAAGCCUGGUCCCUUUGAUGGGGGCAUCUACACUUGCAAGGCAGUUAACUCCCUGGGGGAGGCGUCGGUGGACUGUCGGGUGGAUGUGAAAGGUAAGGGCAGAAUUCAUGCCUUAAGGUGCGUCAUCUCCUCUCUCCAAAGGUGGAAAAGUCAGGGCAGAGAUACAAGCCUAGAUGGAGAAGGGUUUGGUUUGAUUCCCAUUUCAGGCCCACUCAUCACUGUCAUCAACAGGAUGUAUUUGAGGAGCCAUUUUUAUUUUCCACUAUCUCAUUUCUUUCUCUCCAUCCUAAUUCUGGAAUAUAGGAAGAAUUGCUAUUUAUAUUUUGCAAAGGAGGAACCUGAAGCACAGGGAGGUAGGUGAAGGGUUUACCCAAGGUUUCUACUGUUAACUGAGGAGUUGUCACUAUGGUAGAAAGAGCCCAUGUCUCCUGGUCCUCAUCCAGAUCAUUUUUCUUUAAACUAUAGUCUGCUUCUGACUCAGUCUAGGAAAGCUGCAGCUGUUUUUUGAGCUUUUAGACAAACCAAAGACAAAUGCACAUCCUCUCUACCUCUUUUAAAGUAUUCAUUCUCUUAUCCAUUCCUGUCACCUCGUUCAGAUCUCCAUCAUUGCAUUUAGCACUUUGUUUUUAUAAUGGUCUAUUUACUGAUCUGUUUCCCCAUUAAACUAUGAGCACUGUGACGGCAAGGACAGUUUUAUUUGCCUUUGCCGCCUUCUCCUCCCCCUACCCCCACCAGCUAGCAUUCAGCCCAGGUUCGGACAUACGGUGGGCUCUCUCUAAGCGUGUGUAGCAUGAAUCAAGAAUGAAUGAGUCAUUACAUGACCUGUUCUUCUCUACGCACAGACUCCUCAUUAGCACCAUGGACUCCCAAAAGACCAGAGAAGUAUAUCCCUUCCCAGUACUCUGAAAGAAGGUUUCCCAACGCAUAGACACAGACAACAGUUUAGUGGUUACCAGAGAGGAAGGGGAG